Mesorhabditis belari is the source of this 1293-nucleotide messenger RNA. Lineage: Eukaryota; Metazoa; Nematoda; Chromadorea; Rhabditida; Rhabditidae. The record is from the annotation of a GenBank genome assembly.
AUGAAAUCAUUUAUAUUCUUUGCUUUACUUCAUUUAGCUUUUGGAGCUAUUUUUAAGCAUGGACUCGUGCAUCACGUCUCGAAAAUGCAAAAGAUGAUCCGCGCAGGUACAUGGGCCGAUCAUCUUGUGAAAAAACAAGCAAUGAAAGCUGAAGCGCUUAAAGCGAACCCACAUUUUCGGGGAUCAUUUCCGCAAAAAGUCUAUGAUUAUGAAGAUGAAGAAUAUUUGGGAAACGUGACAAUCGGAAGUCCAGAUCAAUCGUUUAAGGUGAUCCUCGACACAGGAUCCGCUGAUUUUUGGAUACCCGAUCGGUACUGUGACCAGGGAUUCGAUUGUGAGGGAUGCACGAAACUCAAUUGGGAUUGCGCUUUCGAGUGCCAAGAUGGGUUUUGUUGUGAGGUGCUCACAGAGAAAUGGAAGAAUACCGCUUGGCUUAACUAUACACGACAACCGUCAGUUUUUAAAACGGCUUGUGACGGGAAAGCGCGAUAUGAUCUCACAAAAUCGUCGACCUAUCAACAUAACGGGAAUGGCUUUGAUAUCUACUAUGGAACUGGAUCAGCCUAUGGAUUCUUGGGCACCGAUACGGUUCGAUUCGGAGCUGUUGGCACUGAUCAAUUGGUGGUCCCGAAAUCGACCUUCGGAAUGGCCACCCACAUUGCCGAUUUCUUUGCUGAAGACCCGAUCGAUGGAAUUCUUGGACUCGCUUGGCCGUCAAUAUCCGUUAGUGACUCGACCCCUGUUCUCAACAAUGCGAUCAGCCAAAAGCUCCUCGAUCAAAACCUUUUUUCUGUUUAUCUGGCGAUGAUUGGUUUCCAAGAUGGGGUCUAUGGCGGAGUGUACACAUAUGGAGCGAUCGAUACGGAAAACUGUGGGCCAAUCCUCGCCUAUCAGCCACUCUCAUCAGCCACCUAUUGGCAGUACAAAAUGAGUCAAGUUGAUGUCGGUUCAUACAGUCAAUCAUCCGGCCGUUUCCAAUGGGAUGUCAUCUCUGACACGGGCACUUCAUUCAUUGGAGCCCCGCAAUCGAUCAGUGACAAAAUCGGGAAACAAUUGGGCGCUACAUGGGAUAAAAAGAAUCAAGUCUAUGAGAUCGCGUGCAAUGCAACCAUUCCCGAUUUCGUCUUUACAAUUGCUGGACCUGAUGUCAAUUUUUGUUACCUGGCGCUGUUUCCUUUUGACAAUGAGGGAUUUGGUCCAGAUUGGAUUCUCGGUGAUCCUUUCAUUCGCCAGUAUUGUCACGUCUUCGACUAUCAACAGAAAAGAAUCGGUUUUUCGGCGAAUAUCGUUCAA